This is a messenger RNA of Lipotes vexillifer (Yangtze River dolphin), 2466 nucleotides long. RefSeq names its product G protein subunit alpha transducin 1 (gene GNAT1). The transcript has 9 exons. Gene Ontology annotation, biological process: phototransduction, visible light; detection of light stimulus involved in visual perception; adenylate cyclase-modulating G protein-coupled receptor signaling pathway. NCBI's taxonomy places the organism in Eukaryota, Metazoa, Chordata, Mammalia, Artiodactyla, Lipotidae. Gene Ontology annotation, cellular component: cytoplasm; heterotrimeric G-protein complex. Gene Ontology annotation, molecular function: G-protein beta/gamma-subunit complex binding; GTP binding; GTPase activity. The coding region runs from base 132 to 1184 and encodes 350 amino acids. The record is from RefSeq and is a predicted model, not a curated record.
AGUUGAUUGCCAGUUCUGAGGUCAGAAGUGUGUCUGGGGAGGCCAGAGGCUGGCCUGAGCCUGGCUCUGGGGAUCCCCUGCAUCCAGAAGAGCCAACUGACCACCCUGUUCCUUCACCUCCUGCCGGGACCAUGGGGGCUGGGGCCAGCGCUGAGGAGAAGCACUCAAGGGAGCUGGAAAAGAAGCUGAAAGAAGAUGCCGAGAAGGAUGCUCGAACCGUGAAACUGCUGCUUCUGGGCGCUGGUGAGUCUGGGAAGAGUACCAUUGUCAAGCAGAUGAAGAUCAUCCACCAGGAUGGGUACUCGCUGGAAGAGUGCCUCGAGUUCAUUGCCAUCAUAUAUGGCAACACGCUACAGUCCAUCUUGGCCAUCGUGCGCGCCAUGACCACGCUCAAUAUCCAGUAUGGAGACUCUGCGUGCCAGGACGAUGCCCGGAAACUGAUGCACAUGGCGGACACCAUCGAGGAGGGCACGAUGCCCAAGGAGAUGUCAGACAUCAUCCAGCGGCUGUGGAAGGACUCGGGUAUCCAGGCCUGUUUCGAUCGCGCCUCGGAAUACCAGCUCAAUGACUCUGCUGGCUACUACCUCUCGGACCUGGAGCGCCUGGUAACCCCGGGCUACGUGCCCACUGAACAGGACGUGCUGCGCUCGCGUGUCAAGACCACUGGUAUCAUUGAGACGCAGUUCUCCUUCAAGGACCUCAAUUUCCGGAUGUUCGAUGUGGGCGGGCAGCGCUCAGAACGCAAGAAGUGGAUCCACUGCUUCGAGGGUGUGACCUGCAUCAUCUUCAUUGCGGCGCUCAGCGCCUACGACAUGGUGCUUGUGGAGGACGACGAAGUGAACCGCAUGCACGAGAGCCUGCACCUAUUCAACAGUAUCUGCAACCACCGCUACUUCGCCACCACGUCCAUCGUGCUCUUCCUCAACAAGAAGGACGUCUUCUCGGAGAAGAUUAAAAAGGCGCACCUCAGCAUCUGCUUUCCGGACUACAAUGGGCCCAACACAUAUGAGGACGCGGGCAAUUACAUCAAGGUGCAAUUCCUCGAGCUCAACAUGAGACGCGACGUGAAGGAGAUCUAUUCCCACAUGACGUGCGCCACCGACACACAGAACGUCAAGUUUGUCUUCGACGCUGUCACCGACAUUAUCAUCAAGGAGAACCUCAAAGACUGCGGCCUCUUCUGAGGUGCCUGAACUCAUGUGUUCCUGAGACCCUGUAGCCCUUGCCGCCUUGUAGCCCCAAUCCGCAUGACCCCUACCAGCCCCCCAGGACUCCUGGGCCCCAGCCUGUGGCCCCACCAGCCACAGAUUCAAAACCCUAAGCCCUGCUAACCUUGAGGGACUUACCCUCCCCCAUGGCUCCCAGGAUUCCCAGGUCUCCCAGAGUCCGGUGCCCCCAGCCACCCCAGCACUGCCCUUCACGGCCUGGCUGCACUGGCCUCCAGGACCCACCACAGCCAGCCCCAGCUAGGAGCAAGCAGUACUUGGGGCAGCUACAGCUCACGGUGACUCAGCAGUACCCCACUGACCAAUCUCCUGCUGCUCUCCUGCCCCAGGAGGCCCGUGAUUCACCUGGUGGGUCUGGGUUCAGCAAACAGCCCUCCCUCCCAGAGUUUCAUGAAGGGCAGGGGGGCAGGAAGGGAACCCUCCUCCAAGCAGGCCUGCUGCUUACCAUCAGCCCCUUCUAGCCUUACCACCUCCAUGUGACAAGUCUGACACCCAUCUGCCCAGUGGCCAGUGACUGCCCCACCCAGCAGGUUUAGGGGUCCAAAGUCCAAGCCAGCUCUGGCCUGUGAAACUCAUACAUAGACAAAUUAGUGAGUGGGGGCAAGCCUGGGAGCUCCUGGUGCCAGGAAGAAACUCAAGCUGGACCCUUCCCCACAUAUCCUAACCCCUUCCCCCACAGGCUCUGUCCCCUCCGUGCUUGGACACUGUAUUCAUGUCCUACUCACUUACACACCCACAGUACUCCAGGCCAGUCUGUUGAGGGAGGGUGCUGUUGACACCAGCUGUGGCCAAUGGCUGAACUGUCCUAAGGGGUGGCUGGGAGCAGAGUCCGGCUCCCAUCGAUCAGCCCCAGGAAGGGGAUUUGGGACAGGAAGGAGGCCCAGAUUGUGCCCAGGGGGUCUGCCUCAGGUAGGGUCAUAAGCAAACCCAGGUGACCCUCUUGUCCCUGCCAGCAGCUUCUCUCAUCCUUCCCAUUCAGGGCCCAUUCCCUGGUGGGAAAAACUGAGGUCCAUGCCUGAACCAUCAGUGACAAAGGCAUCCAUGUCCCUACACCCCUGCUCCCUACUUCCUCAUCAAGCACCAAGUCCUCGCUGAUGCCCGUGGGCUGGGGCCUGUGCUGUAGUCGAGGGCAAGGAGCAUCCGUCUAACAAGGCCAGGGCAUAAUUUGCACUCCCUUCAUAAUUUGCCAGGGCAUAAUUUGCUAGAUACACAGACUCAGCAAUAAAUCUUUGCAUCAGGC